UUGCCAACAGCAAAAGGGAAAAGAAUCCAUUUGUUCGUGUCGUCAAGGGUUUCAUAUAUCAAAGAAUAAAAUGUUUUGUCAGCCAGACACCGUAGAAGAUAAACCUUUGGUAUUGUCCGUCAAAGAAGACGUAGCACCCGUCUCACUGGGAAGAUCCUGUAAAUCACAUUCAGAAUGUCAAGUUCGCGAUCCGUACAGUUCAUGCAUCGAUGGUAUCUGCGAGUGCAUCAAGCCGACACCAAACUGCAACUCUGGCAACCGAGGAUGCCACAAUGACACUUUCCAGUGCAGAAAUGGUCAAUGCAUUUCCUGGUAUUAUGUCUGUGAUAAGGAAACCAAUUGUCCAGAUAACAGCGACGAAGACGAGUGCAUUCCUUUCAAGUGUCCUAAAGAAGCAUUCCAAUGUAACGAUGGCACAUGUCUUUCGCGUGGUCUUGUUUGUAAUGGAAGAUGGGAAUGUCCGGAUGGUAGUGACGAAGCUAGAUGCUACAAAGGAAUACCGUGCGAUGAGAAAGCUCAUCGAUGCUCUAACGGACAGUGUCUACCUCAAUAUUCGUUUUGUAACGCCGUUUCUGAUUGUGCAGAUGGCAGUGACGAAACGUACGAAGUCUGUCAGAAAGGAAUUACUUGCCCUUCCAAUCACUUUCGAUGCAAAAACAAUCGUUGUAGAUCGACCGCCAUUUUGUGUAGUGGCAUGGAUGGUUGCGGCGAUAACAGUGACGAAACGGAUUGCGAAAUAUGUUAUUGUGAGAAACCACAGUUUUCGGCGAAGAAUGGUCUUGAAAGACGAUCCGAAUCAUUACGAUUUAACGACAAAGUUACUGUAUUUGCACCUUUACCCACAAGUAUGAAAUUAGACGAUCCGUGUAAAUCAUCGUUAGAAUGUCUAUUAUUUGUUCAACAUAGUUUCUGCGAUUGGGAUGAUAGGAUCUGUUCCUGCCAACCUUACCACAUUCGAUAUAAUGAUACCGCUUGUCUGCCAGCUUCGCUGCUUGGUUUCGGAUGUGCGGUCGAUGAGCAAUGCACUCUGAAAGUACCGCAUAGUGAAUGCAUCAAUGGAUUAUGUCAAUGUCAACCCAAUCAUGUGCCACUUCGUCGAGACAAAUGCCUUCCACCUGCAACAGUUGGAGAUUAUUGUCUGAAUAAUGUUCAGUGCCAUUUAUCCAGCCCUUUCAGCUAUUGCAAAUACAUCAUACCAAGGAUCUACGGAAAAUGCCAAUGCCCAUAUGGCUAUCUAGUCACGGAAGAUGAUAAAUGCCUUCCUUAUUUGGAGAAUAAGUGCCAAAGCAACGAAGAUUGCGAAUAUGCCACACCAAACUCCUAUUGCCAACAGCAAAAGGGAAAAGAAUCCAUUUGUUCGUGUCGUCAAGGGUUUCAUAUAUCAAAGAAUAAAAUGUUUUGUCAGCCAGACACCGUAGAAGAUAAACCUUUGGUAUUGUCCGUCAAAGAAGACGUAGCACCCGUCUCACUGGGAAGAUCCUGUAAAUCACAUUCAGAAUGUCAAGUUCGCGAUCCGUACAGUUCAUGCAUCGAUGGUAUCUGCGAGUGCAUCAAGCCGACACCAAACUGCAACUCUGGCAACCGAGGAUGCCACAAUGACACUUUCCAGUGCAGAAAUGGUCAAUGCAUUUCCUGGUAUUAUGUCUGUGAUAAGGAAACCAAUUGUCCAGAUAACAGCGACGAAGACGAGUGCAUUCCUUUCAAGUGUCCUAAAGAAGCAUUCCAAUGUAACGAUGGCACAUGUCUUUCGCGUGGUCUUGUUUGUAAUGGAAGAUGGGAAUGUCCGGAUGGUAGUGACGAAGCUAGAUGCUACAAAGGAAUACCGUGCGAUGAGAAAGCUCAUCGAUGCUCUAACGGACAGUGUCUACCUCAAUAUUCGUUUUGUAACGCCGUUUCUGAUUGUGCAGAUGGCAGUGACGAAACGUACGAAGUCUGUCAGAAAGGAAUUACUUGCCCUUCCAAUCACUUUCGAUGCAAAAACAAUCGUUGUAGAUCGACAGCCAUUUUGUGUAGUGGCAUGGAUGGUUGCGGCGAUAACAGUGACGAAACGGAUUGCGAAAUAUGUUAUUGUGAGAAACCACAAUGAGACUAUCGAAACUUCUUGGAUUCAAAGGUGUUCUCUGGUUCCUCAUUUAUUGUCGAACCGAACCGAGGUUUUACAAUUAAGAACAGAACAUAAAAAAGAAUGAGUUCCUUCGGUUC
Molecule: messenger RNA, 2202 nt
Organism: Centruroides sculpturatus (bark scorpion)
Lineage: Eukaryota; Metazoa; Arthropoda; Arachnida; Scorpiones; Buthidae
Product: low-density lipoprotein receptor-related protein-like
Exons: 18
Coding region: 71-2086 (671 amino acids)
Molecular function (GO): protein binding
Source: RefSeq, a predicted model, not a curated record